AUGGAUAAACAGUGUAUACGCUACUAUAUAAAAACUCGCUCGUUACUCGGCUUAAACGCUACUCAAAUCCAUGACGAAUUGAUCACUGCUUAUGGUCAAGACUACGUAUCGUAUCCUACGGUUGCCCGCUGGCUUCAUGCUUUUUCAAGUGGACGAGAGUCGCUUGAAGAUGAUCCACGGAGCGGUCGUCCAAUAACCGCCGUCACUCAAGAAAAUAUUGACGCUGUUAAAGAUCUAGUUAAUGAUGAUCCACAUAUUAGUAUUGAUUAUAUUGCCGACAUCUUGGAUAUAUCCUGUGGCAGUGUGGAUACAAUAUUGAAACAACAUCUACGGUUAAGAAAAGUAUUGUCAAGAUGGGUGCCUCAUGAGCUGACACAGGAACAACGGCAGCGACGUAUGACUAUCUGUGCUGAAAAUUUGGAGAAGCUUGAAAGUGGCGUAUGGCGUCUGUGUGAUAUAAUAACCGGCGAUGAGACGUGA
Messenger RNA from Didymodactylos carnosus, 480 nucleotides. The record is from the annotation of a GenBank genome assembly. NCBI's taxonomy places the organism in Eukaryota, Metazoa, Rotifera, Eurotatoria, Philodinida, Philodinidae.